Molecule: messenger RNA, 1671 nt
Organism: Wasmannia auropunctata (little fire ant)
Lineage: Eukaryota; Metazoa; Arthropoda; Insecta; Hymenoptera; Formicidae
Gene: Tango11
Product: transport and Golgi organization protein 11
Exons: 5
Coding region: 129-806 (225 amino acids)
Source: RefSeq, a predicted model, not a curated record
UACGGCGAAACGCUCGCGUAACAACAUUUAUCGGUUGGUCGCUAACGAUCUGCGUCUAUUCACGAUCGUAUUGUGGACGAUAGUGUAGUCCCGGAUGAUUUUCGGAGCGACCCAAGCCUCGUUGUAUAAUGUCAAAGACGCACAGUCCGACGCAUUUUAAUGGAGAAACAGAGAAUUUUUACGAUCCAAACUAUCCUGCGGACAUCAACACGCGGAUGCGAGUUCCCAAGAGCAUUCGCGUAAACGGAGAUUACCCAGACGAGGACAUCACUAUCACAAAUAGGGCCACUUGGAGUCAGAUACCUGCUAUGGAGAAGCUUGAAAUGCACGUGCCAGAGAGGAUUCUUGUUGUCGGGCAAGAGCAACAUGUUGGUACCAAGGCACCGCCACCAGAGAUUGUUUUAGAAAAUGCUGUAAUGCGCACUGAGCCCGCUAUAGUCAGAGUACAGACACCUCCGAGAAAUUUAACUCUGAACAAUCACUACUUCCCAGCGGUGGACGAGGAUGAUCUUCCCGUGCAUAACAACGAAGUCGUAAAAGUAAUGGAGGUAGUACCUAAGACGUAUAACACGGAAACGCAGAUAACAAGACACGUCAGAGAACAAACACCCUUUAAUGCUCUCGACGUGUCUCUGCCGCCCAGCGAGGAAGUUCAGCACUUACGUCGCCAAGUAGGUAAAUUAAAUCGCCGAGUGAUGGCACUCGAAUUAGACAUGCUACAUCGCCAGCAGAGAGACAAAUUUUUGUAUAUCGCGACCGUAGCGUAUUUCAUUUUAAAAACCUUCUCUUGGUUAACUAGAAACUGAAGCGAGUCGAUCAAAAAAAAAAAAAGAGAAAAAAUGCCAGAUACUUAUUUCCUUAGAAUGAAAAACGUUAAACCAAACAUCCUGAGCCACACUUGCUGUAUGAAAGUAUAACCAAAGACUAUUUAAUCACAGUCUCGUAUGAUCAGUUCACCGGAGAUAAAUAACAAUGCGGACGCGUUACGGCAUACCCACGUGUGAGCGUUUCUAUAUUAUAUUAAUUAGAAGAACAGAUGACGGGUGUAAUGAUCAUCUUAUCGUAUUAAAAGUAAAUCUCGCUUAACUUUGAAGGAUGUGUAUGUACUCUUAGAUUUGACAAUAUGUAUAUGUUAUUGUUAAUUGUAUAUACAGCAUUCGGGUAAUUAAUAAACUGGGUUAAUUUUCAUGUGAUGAAUAUACAUUAAACGUUAGUCGCAUGAUAAAAUUCGUCAAGCUGAGUAUCUCAAUUUUCCUCUUUCUCAGUAUUAUAACGACAGAGCCGUAGAUUUAUUUUUAUCAUGCGAUAUCAUGAAAAUGAUAUUUGUUGUUGUUGCAUUAGUUCGAGUAGUACAACUUAUUCCUGAGUAGUUGUUUUCUGUUUGUGGCCAUAGCAGUUAGAAUUGUAAUCUUAUCCAAUAUAUAUAUAUAUAUAUCGUGACUAAUGAGAUCAAUAAAGUUAUUAUUACCAAAAUUUUAUAACGUUACAAAUGUACAAUUGUACAAAAUUAUAUGAUUAGAUACUUAUGAGAUACUAUGAGUCAGCAUGAAAACCUUCCUCGUGACGAAUUAUAUUUAACUUUAUUUUUGUACUUUAUAUUUUUUGCCGUUUAAAUUACUCAUAGCUAAUUACUUUCGAAAUUGUAAUAAAGGUGUGUAUUAAUAUAUUUUG